AUGCCACUCUCGGACUGCACCUUGCACCCCCUCGUUUCUCAGACUUUUCACUUUUCGUUUGUCCAGGACCACCAGUUCCACACCACCGCAACACGUUAUGUCCCCAAAGCCCGCAGCAAUGAGAACGGUGCUGUAAAGUACAACUUUGUCUUUAGUAAUGGUAUAUCUUUGGGUCAAGAAACUGCGCUUCCCUUAAUCAAAGAACUGUACCGUCUAACCGCGGGUAGCAAGGAGGUAUACAUCCAUUCCGUAUGGGUCGUAGAGCGACCCAAUCAUGGCGAUGCGGCCAAACUGAAUGAAGAAGUACUGAAACACUACGUUGGAAAAUCAUUCCCCGGAAGAAUACCCGGAGCAGCCAUUCGGACUUUCUUGGCGUCCGAUAUCCUCCAACCAGGUGAACGAGAAAAUCUCGUCGGAGUCGCCCACUCGGGCGGAGGUGGCUCCAUGAUCAAUGCACUUGGGCCAUCAAAGCAACAUUUGCCACUUUGCAAGCUAAUCCUCGUCGAAUCUCCCCAUAUUGAACAUGCGGCUUGGGGCCCCCUGUUGCAACUUUACGAUGUUGUCAAGCGCUCGAAUUCUCGUCGACCGACCCGUUGGGCUAGCACGGAGGAUGCUAUGAAGUGGUUCAAGACUCAUAUUCCGUGGAAGAAUUUUCAUCCAGACGUAUUGCAAGUCAUCGCUGACACUUACUUCAUGCCUGACCCUCAAUAUACUGGGAUGAUCACAACCAAGACCCCCGUCGAACAGGAGACUGCCUGCUUCUUGGAUGACGGAACUAAUCUCAAUGAAUUGCCGUAUCUGAGAAGCAUCAUGAAUAUCCUUCCAACUCAUCUUAUCCUAGGUGAUGUAAUGGACAUCUGGCCAAAGCCCAUUUAUAAGAUGAUUUCCGAAAAUAUUGCAGAGGACCGUUCAAAGUUAGCCUCAAUCACGACCAUUGUCGGAGCGGGGCAUUACCUACCUGUCGAGAAACCCAGAGAACUGGCUCGCGAAAUACUUCGCAUCCUCUGCAACCGUGACACGGCACCUCGUCCUUCUCGUUUGUGA
Messenger RNA from Pleurotus ostreatus (oyster mushroom), 1044 nucleotides. RefSeq lists its product as uncharacterized. Bases 1 to 1044 code for a protein of 347 amino acids. The transcript has 7 exons. The record is from RefSeq and is a predicted model, not a curated record. Lineage: Eukaryota; Fungi; Basidiomycota; Agaricomycetes; Agaricales; Pleurotaceae.